Molecule: messenger RNA, 1808 nt
Organism: Engraulis encrasicolus (European anchovy)
Lineage: Eukaryota; Metazoa; Chordata; Actinopteri; Clupeiformes; Engraulidae
Gene: glmnb
Product: glomulin, FKBP associated protein b
Exons: 18
Coding region: 25-1806 (593 amino acids)
Cellular component (GO): cytoplasm
Molecular function (GO): ubiquitin-protein transferase inhibitor activity
Source: RefSeq, a predicted model, not a curated record
UCUGUGAAGCCCGGAUCUUUGGCAAUGCCAACGUUCCAAGACGUCUUGGAGAAAUGGCGGAAAACGCCAGAGCACAAGUUCAAGCAGAAGGACCGUGACCUGUGUGAGCAGAUGAGCAGUGCCUGCUUGGAGCAGGGGGAGAGUGAGAAGGUGCUAGACUUCAUCACGGAGAAGGAGAACCAGGGCGUCGUGAAGGCCAUGGGUGUGUGUCUUCUGGGGCCACUGGUGAAGGAGGUGGUUAAGAAGAGGAGGAAUCCAGUCCACUGCCAAGCAGCUGUCACUCAUAUAGUGGAGACUUGCAAGCCAAAGGAUGUCUUCAGCGCCUUGCUGUCCCAGCUCGAGAACUGUGAUCCCGGAGUCAUUGGGGAAACCGUCAUAUACCUGCUCCCAAUUCUCCAGAAAGUGGUGAUGCGGCUGGGUGACUGCACUGGGCUGGGUAACGGUGUGGGGGCUGUGCUGGAGGCGGCCCAGAAACAGAUGUCUCGUCUCCCCGUGCCCUACACACAGCAGCAGGAGAAGACAGAUGUCCACGGGCUGUGCCGCUGCUGCUCCGUGCUGCUGGACUUCACGCAGCCCUUCGUGGAGAUGGUGCAGAGGGACAAGGCCGGCAGGAUGUCGUCCGUCAAGGGGCCCGUCAUCGGCAAGCUGCAGGCUGAUAUCGUCAAACUGUGUAUGAUGAGUCUGCGUGAGCCGCUCCUGCAGGCGGUUCUGAACGGGCCCGACAGCGCAUUCUGGAACUUCGCCAGCGGAAUAAUGGCCAUCCUGCCAGUGAUCCACAAGCCCCUGUCCGUGCUGCUGUUCCGGCGUGCGGGGAGAAGGGGGGAGGAGCCCCUGUCUAAGGCCGCCACCCACGCUGAAGAGUCCUACGCCUGCCUCGCCUACCUGCUCUUCGUGCAGCUCAUCGCCAUGGAAACCUUCCCAAAAAUAUUCAGCCCGGCGUUUGUCCUACAGUGCAACAUGGACUAUGUCAGCCUCUUGUUAAGUAGGAAAGAUGAAUCCUGGCUCUCCAAAGGCUUGGAACUGUGUGAGAAGAGUUUGGAGCCUGUUGAGGAUGGAAGUCUCCCUGUGGAGAUGCUGGAGCUCAGGUCCUUCUACACCGCUCCCCAGCACUUAGUAGAGAUAAUGACUGACUGCCCAAUGAAGCACGUGAAAACCAAAGGGUUGCACGUGUUUCAGCUCUUCAUAGAUAAACUCAAUGGGGAGGCCAAACACAGAUUCUUCAGGUGCAUGCUGAAAACCAGCCAGCAUGCAGGAGUGCAGGGCCAUGUCAUCAAAAACAUCCGGAACCAGGUGGACCCAGCAAAGAGUGGGAAGGUGAGCUGCUGGUUCUCCGGUGAACACCUCCUGUGUCUACUGAGGCUGGUCCUGUGUCUGCCACAGGGGGCGCAGUCUGACCUGCUCAACGGUAUGGACAGAGUAAUGGAGUCCCUGAACUUGCUACGAUUCCUACUCAUCAAGGAGAAGGAGCAGAGCACCACAGGUGUGUGGGUGGAGUUGUGUGUCCUGUCUGAGGGCUACGUGAAGGUCCUGCGUGCCUGCCUCAACAUGUCCAGGUCCUACUACAGCGCAGAGCUCAAGACCCUCACAGAGAACAGGAGGAACAAGGCCAGGGCGAUAAGAGAGGCUGUGAAAAUGAAGAAACCAGUGUCUGAGAUCAACCUGAAAGACCAGAAGUUAUCUAGUAUGUCUGAAGAGGAACAGCAUCAGGUAUUCCAGUGUGCUCUGGUGACCUUUGACCUGAUGGACAGCCUGGUGGUGAGAAUAGAGGAGCUGAUGGAGAACAGAGGAGACGCACAAGAACCCUGACG